AUGUUUAAGCAAAGCAUAGUAAGGAAUGUAAUAGGAACAGUAUCAUCUUUUCCUAUUCAUUACUAUCUUGAUCCAACUAUGACUUCUUACAUGUUGAUGGGAGUAGGAAUAGUUUAAUUUUAUUCAAUAUAUAAAUAUAAGUAAUCAACUAAGAUAACAGGCUAUUAUAAAGACUAAAAGCAUUUGUUAUAAAGCUUAUAGCAGAAUAAUUUUGAAUAAUAAUUUAGUAACUAAAAUUCUUAAUAUUAAUAAAGUGAAUACUAAGAAUUAUUUAGUAAGCAUUCUGAAAAUUUGCAAAGUUCGAAAGAAUAAGGAUUGUCAAACUAUGAAAAGUAUUUAAAGGAAUCUUAAAGCAAUAACAAUUCCAAUAUCAAUAACUAAUUUUCAGGAUAAUUUAAUGAUUAAGUAUAAGCAAAGGAUGAUUAAAUUAGAUAUAUAGAAGUAGAAAAUACUAAUGAGCGCUUAACCUACUACAACAGUUAAUUGAUGUGCAUGGGUUUAUUGCAAGGUGUUCUUUUAGGAUCUUAUAUGGAAAUAUGGAAUGACGGAUAUAUUUACUUGAUUUAAUUGAGCACAUUCUUAAAUUCAGUUUUAAAUGGAUAUUUAUUUCACUAUUUUUAUAAAACUAACUAUAAAAUGACAAACUUAAAAGCUCUUCUUAUUGGAUCAAUAACUCCCCUUCCUAUAACAAUUAUGGCUCCCAUUGUUUAUAAUAACGGACUAAUUUAAUCCAAUCUAUUUUAAUAUGCUUAAAAGUUAUUUUUAUCAGAAAAUAUCAAUUAAGAUCCAUCUCUAUUUUUUACUUAUAGAAUGGGAAUAAGGCUUUUUGGGUUAUUGUUUUUAUAUUUUAUUGGAUUUUUAAUAUUAUCUGGUGAUCAAGAUGUAGAAGAUGAUGAUGAGGAAGAAAGCAGUUCAGAAAAUGAAAAAGAUAAAAAUGUUUUCGAUAUCUUCAUCAAAAUAAAAUUUGAUGAUAAAAAUUAGAAUAAAAAUUUAAAUAUUGAUAACACAAAUAAGAAUAGCUAAACAGAAAAUUAACAAAUUGAUAAAACAAAUAAAUAAAAUGAAAAAGACUAAUGA
Molecule: messenger RNA, 1077 nt
Organism: Tetrahymena thermophila SB210
Lineage: Eukaryota; Ciliophora; Oligohymenophorea; Hymenostomatida; Tetrahymenidae
Product: transmembrane protein, putative
Exons: 1
Source: RefSeq, a predicted model, not a curated record